UGCACGUUCUCUCUCUCAAGUUUUUAAAAGUUCUCUUUCUACAGUUAAAAAAGAAAAAGAAAAAGCAGUGAGUGAGAGAGAGAACGAGAGCGAGAGUGAGAGUAAACCCGGACAAAGCACUGAUCCGGAUAGAGAUAGAGAUAAAGAAGAUGGCUGUCUUCCUAAGAAAUGGCUGCAAAAGCCACUACUCAGUUCGGAACCUGUUGAUGCAGAGACCUUCAAUCGCCGACUCAAUCGGAGCUCCGAUUAUCCGGAGGCAACACCAGCAACAAUCGAAAGCCUAUGGCAUAUUUCGCCAAUCUUGUUACAGAAAAUUCAAAGACUUCGACUUGUCUCCUCCCAACAUACUCUCUUCCCGGUUUUCUUCAACGAGCUCGUCGUCUUCAACGAUUGGGUUUGUUGGGUGGUAUUUGGGGAUGGUCAAGUCUCGACCAAUUCUCACUAAAAGCAUCACUUGUGCUCUUAUUUACACUGCCGCCGAUUUGUCAUCUCAGACAAUUGCACAACCAUCUUCAGAAACUUAUGAUCUUGUGAGGACAUCACGCAUGGCUGGAUUUGGAAUGGUAAUUUUAGGACCAUCACUACAUUUUUGGUUCAACUUUGUGUCAAAAGUACUUCCGAAGCGUGAUCUAGUGACUACAAUGAAAAAAAUUGUCAUGGGGCAGACAAUGUAUAGUCCUGUUAUGGCUGUUGUUUUCUUCUCCGUGAAUGCGGCUUUACAAGGUGAAAAUGGUUCAGAGAUCAUCGCUCGAUUGAAGCGAGACUUGCUUCCUGCUAUGAUAAACGGUGCUAUGUACUGGCCGCUGUGUGAUUUUGUGACGUUCAAGUUCAUCCCCGUUCACUUACAGCCAUUGGCGAGCAACACGUUUGCAUAUCUAUGGACUAUUUACAUGACAUACAUGGCGAGCUUAGGGAAAGCAGUCACCGAGUAAUCAAAUGUGUGCCGUGCCGGUAAUCACUCCACCAAUUUUCAUUUCUUCUAAUGGCUCUGCGCUCUCCGAUUGCAUUUCUUCUAAUGAACGGUGGUUGCUGUGGAAUCACCCGAACAAACAUCUUGCGACUUUGUGGCAGAAACUUGGUUGGAUUCUAACCACAAUUCUCAAAUUUGAAGCUGCAACCAUUGUAGUAUCAAUUCAAUGAUGUACUGUGUUUAUUGGAAUGUGUAAUUUGAUUUAACUUCCAUUGGUUUCAAGAAAUUGGUUUGUGGUUUUUAGAUUAAAAUUAAUAAAAAAUAAUAAUAAUCAUUUGCAUUC
Molecule: messenger RNA, 1253 nt
Organism: Cornus florida
Lineage: Eukaryota; Viridiplantae; Streptophyta; Magnoliopsida; Cornales; Cornaceae
Product: protein SYM1-like
Exons: 4
Coding region: 150-932 (260 amino acids)
Cellular component (GO): membrane; cytoplasm
Source: RefSeq, a predicted model, not a curated record